Messenger RNA from Cololabis saira (Pacific saury), 1335 nucleotides. RefSeq names its product cysteine-rich and transmembrane domain-containing protein 1-like. The record is from RefSeq and is a predicted model, not a curated record. Bases 201 to 605 code for a protein of 134 amino acids. Gene Ontology annotation, cellular component: extracellular exosome. Lineage: Eukaryota; Metazoa; Chordata; Actinopteri; Beloniformes; Belonidae. The transcript is spliced from 3 exons.
CGAGACGCACACACGCUCCGGACUCCAGCGCAGGCUGUUCAUUGCGGUAAAGAGAAUAAAAUAAUAAAAAAAAUUGAGAAGGAAAAAAAAAAAACAACCAAAAACACCGAGCACGGACAGUUUAUCGCUACGCUAACAUUCCUACGGUUGACAAUACGGUGGGAUAUAAUUUAGGUGAAGAGUGACUCUUCAACCCAGAGAUGAAUUUCGAGCAGCCCCCUCCUUACCCCGGCAAUGGCCCGUCUGCUCCCGGCUACCCAGCGCAGGGCCCUCCUCCUCAGGGCUACCCGGCGCAGGGCUAUCCUCCGCAGGGCUACCCCGUGAACAUGGAGCAGCCUAAUCCGUCUUACCCCAACUACCCUGCUGGACCAAUGGGCCACGGCGGACCGUACCCUGGCCCGGGACAACCUCCCUAUCAAGGCUACCCUGGACAACCGCAGUACGGCUGGCAGGGCGGACCCCCUCCGGGGCCCGUGUAUGGGGAGCCUCCCAAAAACACAGUGUAUGUGGUGGAAGACAGGAGAAGGGAUGACACAGGAGACACAUGUCUGACAGCCUGCUGGACGGCUCUGUGUUGCUGCUGUCUCUGGGACAUGCUGACAUAAUUCUAUUCCCCCGAAUGUUCACACCUAUUACCUUUUUCUUUGCCUUGAUCCCCAUCACCCUUUCUCUUGUCUGCCUUAAACCUCUCACCACCUUACAGCUCCACCUUCCAUUUCCUCGAUAAACCUUGUACUCAACUUUAGAAUAAAAGCCUCGAUCCCACGGGGAAGCCUUGUCCCAGAGCCACUGACUCUGCUUUGAUGUGAAGCCCUGAGCACCGACCGACCGACUGACUGACUGACCCGUCCGGGGGCCGAUGACGCCGUAGCAGCUUGCAAACUGAGCUCCUAAACACAACCCCCGAAUUCUCAGGCUACUCACUAAAAUUUCGCACCAACACAUAACAUACAUACGCACAAACACGAAGGUCAGUACACAACACACAGUACAUACAGUGUCCGUGGACCUCGGGUUCAUUUAAUGUGAUGCUCUUUGGCACUUUACAGUGAUUACCUCUGUAACGUCUGACUCUUGCCUGCCCCUCCAACUAUGUACGACCCUCCCACGUCCGCUCCAGCUACGCUAUCUGCUACGUCCAAGGACUACACCUUACCCUGGGCUCAGCUCCCACAGUCCACCAACACCCCGGCUGCUAAUGGCUCACGGGAUGAUGUUAAGAAGCAGAUGCUUGAAAUGUAUCACUUUUAUUUUCACUCUAUUUUUUUGGAGAUGUAUGUCUUUGAGCGGAAUCGCGUUAAAAUAAAGGUUGUGCAUUUUUAAAGAUGACAGUGA